Messenger RNA from Syzygium oleosum, 507 nucleotides. RefSeq lists its product as uncharacterized. The record is from RefSeq and is a predicted model, not a curated record. NCBI's taxonomy places the organism in Eukaryota, Viridiplantae, Streptophyta, Magnoliopsida, Myrtales, Myrtaceae. The transcript is spliced from 2 exons. The coding region runs from base 1 to 507 and encodes 168 amino acids.
AUGCACCAGCUGGUGGAGCAAUUUUUUAAGCUGAAGCCGUCUAAGUUUAAUGGGACGGGUGAUCCUGAGGCUGCAAUCCUCUGGAUCAAGGAGCUGGAGAAAGCAUUCGCACUGUUGCGAUGCUCCGGGGAGGACAAGGUAAUACUAGCGGUGUACCAGAUGCAAGGUAACACUAGUAAUUGGUGGGAAGCCACUCAAGGAAAGGUCUUCCCCGAGGGCACAGAUCUGGCUUGGAACGCUUUUGUCAAAGCUUUCAACAUAAAGUCCUUCUCGGAUUAUGUGUGGGAGCAAAAGAUGUACGAAGCAAAGUUCGUUGAGCUAUCUAGGUAUGCACCAAGAUUGGUAGAUGAACCAGUGGAAUGGGCUAGGAGGUUUAGAGAUGGUUUGAAGCCCGAGAUCAAAAGUCAGUUGGUGCCCCUGAACUUGAAGGACUAUAAUGAGCUGUACGAAAGGGUACAACUGAUUGAAAGGGACACGGCUGAGCGGGCUGCUGCAUCUGGAUCAUAG